AUGCCAGAACUAUACUGUCCUAUACCGCCCAAGGACAAGGACAUAUACCGCUUCCGGCAGCAAUUUGGAGCGAGUCUGGGAUCUGUCUUUGUACUCGGUCCGCGCAAUACUGCUGGCGAGUCAAAUGAACUACAGCUACUCAAAACAUCCAUAGCAUCCACCGGACUCGAGCAAACCAAACAGAAAUGGGAAUCCCACUGGCACUCCGCAUUGACCGACAAUGACCUUGCCUGGCUCAAAGAUGUAGCGCACUGCCGAACCCUCCGCUUACCAUUGAGCUUCUACUCCCUCGGACCCGUAUUCAGUCGGGGAACAUCCUUCGAAGGGGAUCCAUCAGAAGUGUACCACCAAUGCUGGAGUACCGUGAAGCAUCUCAUCGAAAAAUGCUGGUUCCACGGGAUCGGUAUCCUCAUUGAUUUCCAGGCCAGUGCCAGCGGUGUAAAUCUCUGUGCGAGUGCCAAAGAUCGAACAAUAGCCCGGGACUGCGUCGCUUUCCUUGCCCAAGAAAUAACCUUUCAUUCUAUGUCCGGGGUAGUCGGACUCUCCGUAUCCUCCGGAUGUGAACCCGCCCCAGACAUGUGCGAAUGCUACGACGAAAUCAUCCAAAUAGCCAAUGCCAUUGACGCAUCUCUGCCUGUAUACAUCAACGACAACCAGGCACAAUGUAACAAACGGGUUUUCGAGGGUUGCGAGACCAACAUUCCUCAAUUCAGGAGCGACAUCUCAAAUGGUAAAGUUCAAAUACCUAGUCAAAUGACGCUACCCGAAACAGAAGUCCGAGAGAAAGCCAACCAAGCCAAAGCCGAACGAUCACGAUUCCAGGAGAAGGCUUUGUCGCAAGUCUCGGAGUCUUGGGGCUCGAAUCAACGUCAAAGUUUUGUCCAUGGCUGGAACUUGGGAUACGAUGAUGCGUUGCGAUUCUUUGGCGCUGGUGUUCAAGGCAUUCUGGCACCGCGGAAAGGUGCGGACAAGAUCUAUGAUAUAGAGUUGUGGGUUCAGCAGCGCAAAAGAGAUAUAGACCCGGAGCAGCUGGAGGAGAAUUCAGAGGCAUGGGAGGAUGGUCUUCGGAGAGGGAUUAUUGAUUUCUACGACUUUAUUGGAAUUUGA
Molecule: messenger RNA, 1107 nt
Organism: Aspergillus costaricaensis CBS 115574
Lineage: Eukaryota; Fungi; Ascomycota; Eurotiomycetes; Eurotiales; Aspergillaceae
Exons: 2
Coding region: 1-1107 (368 amino acids)
Source: RefSeq, a predicted model, not a curated record